AUGCGCCGUGUAACUUCGCUGUUGCCAUCAUGGGAUCGAAACAGACAGGAAUCUCAAAAAGGUACCGACCGUCCUUGGGUCUGGGCAGAAAAUAAAUAUUCGCCGGCUCUCUUUCAUCACCAUUCAUUUCUUUCGGCCGAGCAAAUGAGACACGUCGCCCGGCAGACUAUUGCAAAUAUCGAUCCCAGCAGUAACAAGUUUGGACAUGAAUCCCUCUGGCCCACAACUCUUGAGAAAGAGUCUGAGAAAGCUGCGAGAAUAUUACACUCGUUUUGCAAAGAUGGCUUUCUCACCGAGCACGACUCAACCUCAGAUUAUGCUUUAAGAAGCCCACGUCCGCUUAGUAUUAUUCCUCCGCACGUUAUUAGAAAAGCUGUCGGUUUGGCCAUAUUUACGGCAAUGCGUGCUGGGCUAUGGAUCUCCGGCGCAGGUGGCUCGGGUGUUUUAAUGGCGAGAAAGGAAGACGGUGACUGGAGUCCCCCUUCCGGUAUUCUCUUACACACAACCGGACUCUCAUUUCCAUGCGGUACUGAUAUAUAUGACUGCGUUAUCGUAAUUAAUAAUAAGGAAGCGCUCGGAACCUUUACAAAGCCUCAGUCGAUCCUAGGCGAACACAUACAAUCAGUCACUGGACCUCUAGGUAUUGUCGGAGAUACCUUUAAUGAUGUACCCCCAUCUAAAAACUUACAAUCGACUUUCACGUAUCUCAAAGCCCAUGGCUUUCACGCUGAUGCACAGAUGAACGGAACGGUAAUUAUUGAGCGUAAUGAUGAGAACGAACGCUUCUAUGGACGACCAGUUACAGUUUCAGAUAUUAUGGAGGAAAACUUUGAACCGGAACCCCUGGAAGUAAGAAAACUUAUGGAAACUGCCAAAGCAUCAGAGGGACGCAAAGAUUACAACUAUACCUUGACAGAUCCACUCGUAGACCAGCCAUCUCCCGGAGACGUUGAUAUUCACUCAUCUCGAAGCUCUUCUUUUGGGAUUCCAGAAGCUGAGGAUCCUGAUCCUUUCGGCGUUGUUGCACUCGAAAAAGCUGGCUUCGAAAUUAGAGAGUCAGGGACACGCAGUAGGCCUUCAUCUUCACAAUUUGAGUAUCAUCCCAGCUCAACCAGUCCAAUAUUCGCUAGGUUUAAUCGCAUGAGCAUAGAUACUGUUGCGAGUCGGAGUAAUCGUGGAAGUUAUGUCAGUACUAGAACAAGGAACAGUACCGACAGGGCUAUCCAAACUGUAGAGAUGGGCACACAAACAGAAGAGCUUUCUUCACCCAGUAUAAGUUCGGUCUACACUGAGCGUAGGCGGACUUUGGACGAGAAAUUUCAAAAAGAUAUUGUACCAGAGCCCGAAGAAGUCGAUUAUACUAAGAUUGACUUGGGUCCUCUGGCACAUCUAAGUAACCGCCCAUUAGAUCUUUGCACUAUCACAGAAUCAAUUCGGCAGGAAGUCGGACACGAGACUCAAUCCUCGCACCGGGAAGAAAAUAACAACAGGAAUGAGGAUGAGGGAGAGUUGGAAUUGGAAGAAGAAGAAGAGGAAGAUGAGGAGCCCAUAAUAUUUGAAGCAGCAUCAGCGCAAGCUGCUAUUGCUCGCACUGCAAUGAAUGCGCGGGGUGGUUUGGUUGAUAUCCCAAAGAGAUUGCCUCCACCUCUUCCUGCUCGCAGUGCAUCACGCGGAUCUCUUUACUCAUCCACCACCAGUCCACUUAAAAGUCAGUUCGAGGCAGGAGAGUCCCGUUUCAAGGAGUACGGAAGCCCAGACUUGAGAGUUUACAACCCCAGCCGAUUUUUCAUGCCAAUGAACGCACCCCCCUUACCUGAACUGGAAGAGUUCGCCGAUGAAAAUUCGCUAGCAUCAGAAAUCCCAAAGACAACUCGAGCAAUUUCUUCCUAA
Blumeria graminis f. sp. triticale is the source of this 1890-nucleotide messenger RNA. Lineage: Eukaryota; Fungi; Ascomycota; Leotiomycetes; Helotiales; Erysiphaceae. The record is from the annotation of a GenBank genome assembly.